Messenger RNA from Ylistrum balloti, 885 nucleotides. RefSeq names its product deoxyribonuclease gamma-like. Gene Ontology annotation, cellular component: nucleus. The transcript is spliced from 8 exons. Gene Ontology annotation, molecular function: DNA nuclease activity. The record is from RefSeq and is a predicted model, not a curated record. Lineage: Eukaryota; Metazoa; Mollusca; Bivalvia; Pectinida; Pectinidae. The coding region runs from base 1 to 843 and encodes 280 amino acids. Gene Ontology annotation, biological process: DNA catabolic process.
AUGAAGCAGAUGACGAUGUACUUCCGGCUUGUCCUCUUGCUCUCCAUAGCUACCGUGGGACUGUGUAACCUGAAAAUCGCCUCCUUCAACAUCAAAUGGCUCAGUGUCAACAAACUGUCCAACAACGAAACAAUGACUAUCAUCAAAAAGGUUAUCGAGAGAUAUGAUAUAAUCUCCAUUCUCGAGGUGAGAGCAGACAAUUCCAUCCACAUGCUGAUGCAGAAUCUCAACAUGGAUAAUCGGGAUAACCCGUACGGCGUAGUGUUGAGUAAGAAGCUGGGGCAUAGCGUACAUUACACGGAAUCGUAUGCCAUCCUCUUCCGAAUAAAUAACGUGUUUGUACAAGAGGUAUAUCAGUUCCCGGAUCAGGAUGACGUAUUUGCACGAGAACCAUAUGCUGUCAUGUUCCAUUCUCUCGACUCACGCCCUGCCAACUUUGUGUACAUCGUGCUCCAUACACAGCCAACAAACACCCCCGCUGAGUUGGAACACAUGGUAUCUGCUUACGACAACAUCGCCAAUUUCAUGGGGAAUCAGAACGCGCUUAUAGCUGGGGACCUGAAUGCUGACUGUCAUUACCUAUCUCAGACAAGCCACGACCAUAACCGUCUCUACACAGACAAACGCUUCACAUGGCUCAUCGACAGUGACGUCGACUCCACUGUGUCUACCGGUACCGACUGCGCUUACGACAGGUUCAUUGUUGCCGGGGAUGAGCUGAAACAGAAUAUUGUACCAAACAGUGCCCGUGUGUACAACUUCCAACAGGCCAUGAAGCUCACGUACGACCAAACCAUAACCGUGAGUGACCAUUUCCCAAUAGAGGUGGAAAUCAGGAGCUGAAAUAAAUGAGAAGAAAGACAUUCCUUUCGCAAAUCAGUCUGU